Corticium candelabrum is the source of this 1701-nucleotide messenger RNA. RefSeq names its product muscle, skeletal receptor tyrosine protein kinase-like. Gene Ontology annotation, molecular function: ATP binding; transmembrane receptor protein tyrosine kinase activity. The coding region runs from base 1 to 1560 and encodes 519 amino acids. Gene Ontology annotation, biological process: positive regulation of kinase activity; protein phosphorylation; cell surface receptor protein tyrosine kinase signaling pathway. The transcript is spliced from 5 exons. The record is from RefSeq and is a predicted model, not a curated record. NCBI's taxonomy places the organism in Eukaryota, Metazoa, Porifera, Homoscleromorpha, Homosclerophorida, Plakinidae. Gene Ontology annotation, cellular component: plasma membrane; signaling receptor complex.
AUGCCCCUCCGUCCAGUAACUCUCAUCUUCCUUCUCAACGCCCUCAACAUCUGCAGCACUUGCAGUCCCUGCUUCACACUGUGUGUACGCAAAAGCACGAGCAGCUCAACAGAGAUUUGUCCUGUUGUGUGUGACAAACAAGAGAAAAGUGAUUUGGACACUCUGCAGGGCUCCACGAUUGUAAUAAGCGUGAGGGCAGUGAAUAAGUCUUGUGAGGCUCGAUAUGCGUUGACCUUGACGCAUGAACCCAGGAUUUCAGUUGACGCCGGAGAAAUAUCUGGAAACGCUACUGCAACAGACACAGAACAUCAAGUGAACAUACAAUGUGGCACUGGAACAUUCCGUGCUGACGUCACCAUCAGUGCCAACGUCUCCAUCUCGACAACCAACGUACACCAACAUUUCUCAGCAAAACUACAACGAACGUGCAGCACAGACAAAACUGACCCUCCUCCUCCUCCUGAUUCGUCCGAUUCAAACAACUUGGCUGGACAAGAACUUCUCAUUGUCGUCAUCUGUUCAUCAGUUGGUGGUGUGAUGAUCAUCACCAUCAUCAUACUCACAGCCAUCUACCUUCGUAAACAAACAGUCAGUCCCGAGUCAGGCAGCGAAGUCGGUGAGAACCUCCGACGACGAGUGACAAUGACAUUUCCAACACCCACAGAAAUCGAAACAAAAGAGACAGAAUUUUAUCGUCCGUUUAGCACACCAAACUUCAUCAUUCCACACGAACUCGAAUUUCCAUUCGACAACUUGAACGCACUGAAUGCAAUCGGCAAGACAACAUUCGGUCGUCUCUACACAGCAAAUGCCAGAGAUUUGCUGGAAGGCGAGGCAUUGACGAGUGUACUACUUCGCAUGCUACACGAAGAUGUCGACAGCGAAGUGACUCGAGGAUUUCUCAAACAAGUUGAGAAGAUGGCGAGUCUCGUUCACGACAACAUCGUCCAACUGCUUGGAGUCUGUUCGCGUGAGAUUCAACCGUGUAUGAUAUUCGAGUGUCCUGAUGGUGGCAACCUCCACGAGAUCCUCAAAUCAACCGACCCCGAUGCCAACAUCUCGACCCCAGAGAAGCUACCAGACACCGACCUACUCAGUUUCGGUGUCCAAGUCGCCGAUGCGAUGACGUAUCUCGAGAAACGUCGCUUUGUUCAUCGAGAUUUAGCGACACGAAACUGUCACGUGACCCAACAGAAACAAAUCAAGUUGCUACCGUUUGGUGUCAUUCGUCCCGAAGACGAGGAAAACUAUUACAAAGUCGGACACCAAACGAUGCUCCCGGUGCGUUGGCUCCCGCACAAUACAAUCACACAUGGAAGCUUCACCACACAGACAGACAUCUGGUCGUUUGGUGUCUUCCUCUGGGAGCUGUAUUCGUAUGGAAGGCAACCGUACGAAGGACAAACCAACGAGGAAGUCGUGUGGUGCCUGCAGGCCGGCGAGCUCUUACAGCAGCCGGACGAAUGCCCGAACGAAGUCUACGAUCUUAUGCUUCAAUGCUGGAGAGAAAAGACGACAUUUAUGGCCCUGCAUGCGGCUAUUCGGCUUAUGCAGGUGUAGAGCAAGACGGAGGGUUCUCAUUGCUGUAUUUAGACGCUCUUUAUAAAGCAUGGACAAACACGGACACAUACAACUUUGCGAUAGAUUUACGAAAUAUGCAUCGUCUGUUAUAGAUAGGUUUGUGUCAGUUGUGCUGGUUGU